CGACGGUGUACGUACAUGUAUUCCUGUGAGAGGUAAAGACACGCUGAUGUGGCUCGGAGCGUUGAAUGUAUGAUCAUGCUCGACCCAGUUUCCAAUUUGCGGUGGUCUGAGGUGAAGGAUAAAAGGUCAAGAGAUUCGUAAAGGAUGGCGAUGCUAGCUCAAUCGACCGUGUCUGCUAUCCCAGCUUUCUCCAGGAAGCCGGCAAAAAAACCUAAGACGGAGCACAGAUUACUCGUCCACACCGAACUGAAAAAGCGUCUCAGUCUUCUGGAUGACCAGAAUGGAGGCUUCAAUGGAUUCGACCGUCUCAGUGAUGGCGAAGGUCACCAGAAGGCCCAACAUGAACACCGUCGCAGUCUGCUUGAUUCACUGGCAAUUGACGUGGGUGAAAAGUAUCUCGACGAAAUCUACCGAGAAGACGGCGGUGAUGAUGAAGACGAAGGCUCCGGUUAUGACAAAAAUCAAGCAACAAAGCUUAACGCUCAAGAUGUGAAGAAAAACUUGGCAUGGCAGAAGGUGAGACAGCACUUGAUCGAGGAAGAAGAGAAGGCAGCCAUUCGCAACCACACACGCUCACAGCGUGCAUCGAGUUCUCUUGACCACUCUUUUGAGGAGACAAACACCGUCAAGCUAUUGGAUAUCCUUGAAAGCACAGGAGAGGAUCUCUACAGCAACAGCAGUGCGUCUGACGUGGCAAGUAACGAGAUCCAGUAUGCGCCUCAAACGCUCGCAAGUCGAAUCGAUCGGAUGGGGAACAAAUUGGUCCAAUUCUUGCAACGCAAAAUUAAUGAUGACGAAAAGUCCGACGUAACAAGGUCUUGUGUGUCCCAAGCCUCAUCUUACGAAGGCAGUCGACCUAGUCGUUGGCUAUUGAUGUCGUUGGGGCGAGUAACCAAAACUUGUCGACGAAAUGAGCUAUCAGACGGAGCCAUUGCUCAAAUCGCCUCGCACUUGGCAUCAAUCGACCGGAUUGUUCAAGAAGAUACCACCAGCAGUGGAUUUCAUCACGUUUCAAACGCACAACGGUCGAACGAAUCAAGCGGCUAUGAGCUUGGAGACCCGAGGAAUCCAGCGCUAUACCGCCGAUCUAACAAAGCGCCAUCCAUUCGCUCAUCCUUCAAAGCUUUUGUCUCCGCUCAAGAUCUGUGUGAAACUUUGGCUGCUUUCAACAAUCUGUUGGCGGAUUGUGGCCUCAAUGGAGUGAACUUGAAGGACCCUUGGCACGUGUACUACCACGUCCGAGCCGCAGUCUACAACAUGUUGGGGUACCGUCAGAAGCAGCUCUUCAGGAUCCUGGAUGCGCGUUUUAGUCUGAAUGUGUACAAACAACGCCCGGCAACGAACAAACGCGUAUGUAUCGUUGGUGCCGGGCCUGUUGGCCUACGUGCAGCGGUAGAGUUGGCUCUACUUGGCGGUAGAGUGUCUAUUCUCGAAAAGAGAGCCAAAUUCAGCCGGGAGAAUAGACUCCACUUGUGGCCGUGGGUAGUCCAAGAUCUGGUGUCCUUGGGAGCAAAGGUCUUGAUCAAGAACUUCUGCAAGUCAAGGACGUACUUCCACGUAAGUACCCGACACCUCCAAGUUAUCUUGCUAAAGGUGGCUCUGUUAGUUGGAGUCAAAGUGUACUCGGCGACCGCAUUCCAGUCAAUAGUCUCUCCUGCUCCAGAGAACGGAGGGAGUCCGUUCUACAGCAUCAAGACGGAGCCACAGAUUCCCGUAGUUGAGUACACUGCGGUACUAGGUGCUACUGGUAUCAAUGACCAGGUCGCAGAACCUGCAGGUAUCAGCCGCUUCGUGUUCUCUCAAAAGGAAUCUCUAGGUAUUGUUUGCUACUUCCCGAACUUGGAGACACCAGAGGAGAUGAAAGUCAAAGAGUUCUCGUGGACGGCUAAACUCAAGCAUCGCAUGUUGUACAGGAUGCGGGAGAUUGGUAUCGAUCUGGAGAACAUCAUGUACUUCCGUGGAGAAAUGCACUAUCUGGUGAUGACUCCGAAACGACAGAAUCUGUUGGCUCGAGGUGUAGUGAAGCAGAACUGUCCGAACUCGAAAAAUUUGGUGGAGAGUACCAACAUCAGUCAAAAUGAUCUACACGCGUUCGUCAAGCGAGUUGUCGAGUUUGCGGGUAUUCCAAGAAAGACGGACUUCACAAGGGUUAACCUAUUUGACUUCAGCUCGCUGACUCGUGCUGACAAGCCAGCAAGUGUAUUGACUUCACAUGACAAGAAACUUUACGUCGGGUUGAUCGGAGACGCGUUGUUGGAGCCUGUGUGGCACGAAGGCGUAGGCACUUGUCGAGGCUUUUUAGGUGCGCUCGACGCCGUGUGGAUGGUGGCUCAAAUCGGAAGGACAUCGGACGAGCAGCUCUUGGCUGAUCGGGAGUUGGCCUACCGAGUCAUGCAGCGAGUGUCCGGCCACCACCGAGACGAACUGCAGAAGAACGUGAGGAAGUACACGGUGGAGCCGACAUCGCGUUACAUCGUAGAUUUCCCUCGAGCUCUCUAGGUUUGUACACUUUGACAACACACGAUGAAUGAACGAAAUGAGUUUUCCAUUUUAGAACAGACUCCCUCUGGCUUCGGCUAUCAUUUCGAUUAGAGAGGAAAAUCCUAAACGGAAUCUUUCCACUCCACUGGAAAGCAUUAGUUAUCUUUGUUUUUAACUCAGCUAGGCAACUCUACUCAAUCUUUAAUCUGGCUUUGCUUU
Molecule: messenger RNA, 2700 nt
Organism: Phytophthora nicotianae INRA-310
Lineage: Eukaryota; Oomycota; Peronosporomycetes; Peronosporales; Peronosporaceae
Exons: 1
Coding region: 145-2499 (784 amino acids)
Molecular function (GO): FAD binding
Source: RefSeq, a predicted model, not a curated record